This is a messenger RNA of Mucor velutinosus, 198 nucleotides long. RefSeq lists its product as uncharacterized. The record is from RefSeq and is a predicted model, not a curated record. The coding region runs from base 1 to 198 and encodes 65 amino acids. The transcript is spliced from 2 exons. NCBI's taxonomy places the organism in Eukaryota, Fungi, Mucoromycota, Mucoromycetes, Mucorales, Mucoraceae. Gene Ontology annotation, biological process: protein secretion.
AUGUCAGCCCCUAUAAGAUAUCAGUAUCUUAUCUCAAGGUCUGGUGAUAUUGUAUUCUCCCUUACUGUUGGUACAUUGGCCUACUUUUUAAACGAAAGAGAUAACCCAAGAGCACAAAAUGGAAAGUCUUUAUUUGAGCUCGUAUCAAGAGCAAGACAAAGAAAGAUUAAUCAGAGAGAAGCUAACAGAAACCUGUAA